This is a messenger RNA of Salvia splendens (bonfire salvia), 1491 nucleotides long. RefSeq names its product putative threonine aspartase. Lineage: Eukaryota; Viridiplantae; Streptophyta; Magnoliopsida; Lamiales; Lamiaceae. Gene Ontology annotation, biological process: protein maturation. Gene Ontology annotation, cellular component: cytoplasm. Gene Ontology annotation, molecular function: threonine-type endopeptidase activity. The transcript is spliced from 11 exons. The record is from RefSeq and is a predicted model, not a curated record. The coding region runs from base 61 to 1275 and encodes 404 amino acids.
UCGACUGUUUGAGUAAAGGGCUGCAUCGUGUAAUUUGGGAAAAAUCUUGAAAUCAUAUCAAUGGAGCACGAAGCUGGUGAUCGAUUCUUCGUGGCGGUGCACGUUGGCGCGGGUUUCCACGCGCCGUCGAACGAAAAGGCCCUCCGCUCCGCCAUGAAACGCGCCUGUCUGGCGGCCGCUUCGCUUCUCCGGAAGGGUUCUGGUGUAUGUAUUGAUGCUGUUGGAGCUGCAAUUCAAGUUUUGGAGGAUGAUCCUUGCACGAAUGCUGGGAGGGGAUCAAACUUGACUGAGGACGGUCGCGUAGAAUGUGAUGCCAGUGUAAUGGAUGGUGACUCUGGAGCUUUUGGUGCUGUUGGAGCGACGCCAGGUGUUAGAAAUCCCAUCCAGAUUGCUGUGUUGCUAACCAAAGAACAGAUUUCAGGUUCAUCACUUCUGGGCCGAAUUAGUCCUAUGUUCUUGGUCGGUGAAGGGGCCCAUAUGUGGUUGAAGUCCAAGGGUAUGGUUUCUGAUAGAAGUAUAGUGGAGGCUGAUGAGUGGUUGGUGACUGAAAGGGCUCGAACUCAAUGGAAAAGAUAUAGGGAAAUGCUUGAUGAUGCCAAAGCUAGAGAGGCCCAAUCACGUGAUCUUUCAGAGGUAAAGGGAAGUGGGACUCAGUCUCAUUCAUUAAGUACACUAGAAGAGGAUGCUAUAUCAGACACGGUUGGAGUAAUUUGUGUCGAUUCUGAGGGACAUAUUGCUUCUGGAGCCUCAAGUGGUGGCAUUGCCCUUAAGGUCAGAGGUCGUGUUGGACUAGCAGCAAUGUACGGUGCUGGUUGUUGGGCAUCCUCAAAAGGCCCUUCUGGGGCACCUUUAAAUGUCGGUUGUUGUGUUAGUGGUGCCGGAGAGUACCUAAUGAAAGGAUUGGCUGCUCGUGAAUCCUGCAUAUCUUCAUCAUUGUCUCAGGCUGGUCCGGCCAAUGCCUGCUCAAAAGUAUUGAGAUCUGUUCUUGAAAGUGGCAAAUGCAUGAGUGAGAAAAGUGCUGGAGUUUUACUUGUUCAAGCCGAUACUUCUCCUCUGGGCCAUGGUGCUCGCGCACAGCUUAAAUCUGUCGAGAUAGCAGCUGCAUAUACUGCUUCAUCUUUCGGAGUAGGUUAUUUUGGGAGCUCGAUGAAGAGGCCCAAGGUAUCCAUUCUAAGAAGUUCAAGACUGCAAAAUCAAAAUGGAGUUGAUCAGUUUGCGGCAAGAGUUCAUCUUGAUUCUGAUAAAAUACAGUGGUUACCAGCUUUGGAUGAUUAAUGUUUUCUCUCGACUUUGAUAUGGCUGUUUUGUUUACCAGGUGGUCUUGGACUCUGGUGUGCAUUCCCUUUUAGUUUAUUUAUUUUUAUUAAUAAAUUAAUUUAUGUUAAUUUAGAAUUAUGGUAAGGAUCAACAAAAUGUAAUUGGAGUCAUUCCUCUGUUUUUAUUUUUAAUUUUAUGAAAUAAAUCAGAUGUCUUUAGAUAAAUUUGAUCAAA